AUGAAACAUGAAACGUCGUUCUUGGCAGCAAUCGUUCAAAGAUGCACCUCCACCACCUCAAUAAGGAUAGCCCGUCAACUACAUGCUCACAUACUUAUUAUCUCUGCUACCUUCGUGGGACCAUCGGCAUCGCCGUUCCUGAACAACAACCUUCUCUCUCUAUAUGCCAAAUGUGGCUCUCUCCAAGACUCCCAAAUGGUUUUCGACAGAAUGCCUCAAAGAAACAUUGUAUCUUUCAACGCCCUCAUUUCGGCCUAUUCUCGGCUUCCCCAUCAUGCCCUUUCCGCCUUUCGAUUGCUCUCUGUAAUGACAAACGAAGGAUUUAUACCAAAUAGUUUGACCUUCUCGAGCCUAAUCCAAGCAUCUUCUUCCAAGGAGGAGCAUUUCCUAGGCUCAGCUCUUCACUCCCAAGUUGUGAGAUACGGCUUUUUCAAUGGUGUCUGUGUUCAAACCUCCCUGCUAGGGAUGUACUCAAAUUGCGGCGAUUUGGAGUCUGCAAACCAGGUCUUCUGUCAUAUCGUUAAUAGAGAUGCUAUUGCUUGGAAUUCUAUAAUUUUCGGGAAUUUGAAGAACCAGAAAACCAUGGAAGGUCUCCAACUUUUUGGAAACAUGGUCAGGGAUGGUUCAAUACCUACCCAUUUUACAUAUUCAAUGGUUCUGAAUGCUUGUAGCAGAAUAAGAGAUGGUGUAAGUGGGAAAGUCAUCCACGCCCAUGUAAUUAAAUCCGAUUCUCCAGCUGACGUCCCUUUGCAGAAUGCCCUGCUUGACAUGUACUCUAGUUGUGGUGAAACGGAGACUGCAUUAUAUGUCUUCAAAAACAUCAAGAACCCAGACCUUGUUUCUUGGAAUUCAAUGAUAGCCGGGUACUCGGACAGAGGAGUUGGAGAUAAGGCCAUUGAUAUGUUCAUCCAAUUAUUGAGAACAUCUCUUGAAAAGCCAGAUGAGUACACUUUCGCAUCUGUCAUCUCGGCAUCUGGAACACUACCGGUUUCAGAUUAUGGAAAACCCCUCCAUGCACAAGUUGAGAAAGCAGGAUUUCAGCGAAGUGUUUUCGUAGGAAGUACGCUAGUUUCCAUGUAUCUCAAAAAUUGUGAGAUAGAUUCUGCUAAACAGAUGUUCAGUUUAGUUCCAGAGAAAGAUGAUAUCGUCUGGACAGAGAUGAUCACAGGUCAUUCUAAACUGGGAGAUGGUGAAACUGCACUCAAGUACUUUUACUACAUGCAGCAGGAAGGCCAUAAAGCUGAUAGCUUUGCCCUAAGCAGUGCUUUGAGUUCAUGUGCAGAUCUUGCAACUCUGAAACAAGGUGAGAUGUUUCACACUCAGGUGGUAAAAACAGGUUAUCAUGCAGACAUAUUUGUAUGUGGAAGCCUGAUUGAUAUGUAUGCAAAAAAUGGUAACCUUCAAGCUGCUCAGUUAGUAUUCUCAAGUAGUGCAUACCCUGAUUUAAAAUGCUGGAAUUCAAUGCUUGGAGGAUAUAGCCACCACGGAGAAGCAGAAGAUGCUUUCAAGCUCUUUGAUAAGAUAAUAAAACAAGGUCUAAGACCCGAUGAAGUAACCUUUGUUUCUCUGCUCUCCACAUGCAGCCAUUGUGGCCUAGUUACGGAAGGGAAGUUCUUCUGGAACUACAUGAAGGAAAACAACUUGGAACCAGGUCCUAAGCAUUACUCUUGCAUGGUAAGCCUGUUAAGUCGAGCAGGGUCAUUACAGGAGGCAAAGGAUUUGAUCUUAGAAUCAGCUACUGGUUACAGGUAUCCAGAGUUAUGGAGAAUUUUGCUGAGCUCCAGUGUUAUUUACAAAAACUUGAGAAUCGGAGUUCAUGCUGCAGAGGAAGUUCUGGGAUUAGAACCAGAAGAUAGUGCAACACAUAUCUUGCUUUCGAAUCUCUAUGCUGCUGUGGGGAGAUGGGAUGCUGUUGCAGAGGUAAGGAAAAAAAUCAGAAGAUUGAUGUUGGAAAAGGAUCCUGGGCUAAGCUGGAUUGAGAUCAAAGACAGCAUUCAUGCUUUCUCUUCUAGUGACCAAUCCCACGCACAUGUUGAUGAAGCCCAAGCCGAAUUGUAUAGACUAUACGGAAACAUGGCAGGAUGGGAAACAGAUGAAAUUUGCUGUAGGCUGCAUGCAACAGCUAUGGGAGAAGUCAGAGGGGCUUGCUUUCCUCCUCAAAUAUAUGAAAUACAGUGAAAUUUUGGGAAUUCUUGGUCUUCCAAUAGAGUUGUGACCACGGUCCCUAAUGGCCGGGGAUGCAAGUCCAGUGGAAACAGAACACAGAAUCCGUGAAUCACAUACAAAAGAAACUAAGAACUACAUAAACAAUGCUCACGAGGUACGGUUAGUGACGAGGAUGACCUACCAUUAUCAUAUGAGCUACCAAAACUUCAUUGAAUCACAUAGGCAUCAUGUCAUACAAUUCACCUGGUCAUGGAAAUGUCCAGGAAACAAAGGAGUAGGGCCUCAAUGUUCCCCCAAUCCCACUCCAAGGGAUAUACAAUAUAGUGAUUGUCUACUGAGUUAUAUUGGCAUGAGAAUAACUGUCUCUGCUGAAAUAUUGCUCAAGUUCCACUUCAUCACUUCUGUAUGUCUCCCAAUCAAAUCUAUCAACCCAACCCCUUUGCCAUCAAGCAAAACCUCCACUAGAGGUCGAAUUUCCUCUUGUACUGAGAUUGA
Messenger RNA from Telopea speciosissima, 2661 nucleotides. Its product is annotated as pentatricopeptide repeat-containing protein At3g50420. The transcript has a single exon. NCBI's taxonomy places the organism in Eukaryota, Viridiplantae, Streptophyta, Magnoliopsida, Proteales, Proteaceae. Bases 1 to 2178 code for a protein of 725 amino acids. The record is from RefSeq and is a predicted model, not a curated record. Gene Ontology annotation, molecular function: RNA binding; protein binding. Gene Ontology annotation, biological process: RNA modification.